ACGACCCAGCCCGGAGACCCGGGGCCAAAGGCGGCAGCCUUGUUAUCACAGUACCCCUGCCCGGCCUCCCUUCCACGGAGCAGAAAGAGCGAACGGCGCCCUCCGAUGCGCCCCACCUCUGCUUCCACCGCAUUGGUCCGCGGCCGGAGGCGCCGAGCGCGUCCGCGCCUCCUGCUCCCGAGUGGCGCCGGAGAUCCCCGGCCGAGGCGGUGGUUCUUGUUUUCGCUCUCUGUUUACCAGCAUGGCAGGAAAAGCCCACCGACUGAGCAGUGAAGAGAGAGAACAGCUCCUGCCAAAUCUCAGAGCAGUAGGAUGGAAUGAGGUGGAAGGCAGAGAUGCUAUCUACAAGGAAUUCCAUUUCAAGGAUUUCAAUCGGGCCUUUGGAUUUAUGACCAGAGUAGCUCUACAAGCAGAAAAACUGGAUCAUCAUCCUGAAUGGUUUAAUGUUUACAACAAGGUUCAUGUAACCUUAAGCACACACAAGUGUGCUGGCUUAUCUGAGCAGGACAUCAGCUUGGCAAGUUUCAUAGAGCAAGUUGCAAACACGCUGGCCUAAAGACAGCCUAACCCCAUCUUGGUCUGUAAAGGUCGCUCCUAAGCAGACUUGCAUCAGAACCUGCCAGAAGGGAUCUUGAGAUAAGUAACCUGGCAUCAGUAUCCAGUCAAUAUGGGAGAACCCAUCUUUUUGUAGAGGCAUUGUACUUGCUUACUGUAUGGUCACACAUCACAAUACUGCUGUGAAUUCAUAUGUUAUGCAUUAUUAACCUGUCCUGUGGCAAUAUCUGCUCUUUAGUCUGUAACCAUGUUUAGCAGUAUUAAAUUGGUGCAGGAGAAAUCACCUGUGGUUGUCAGUUUUAAUAAAGCCCACUCUUACCCAGUGUAUUGGAAA
This is a messenger RNA of Candoia aspera, 889 nucleotides long. It is a transcript of the gene PCBD1, whose product is annotated as pterin-4 alpha-carbinolamine dehydratase 1. The record is from RefSeq and is a predicted model, not a curated record. Lineage: Eukaryota; Metazoa; Chordata; Lepidosauria; Squamata; Candoiidae. Gene Ontology annotation, molecular function: 4-alpha-hydroxytetrahydrobiopterin dehydratase activity. Gene Ontology annotation, biological process: tetrahydrobiopterin biosynthetic process. Bases 242 to 556 code for a protein of 104 amino acids. The transcript has 4 exons.